CCUGGUCGACGCUGGAGGCCCCCCAGAGAUUUCGGUACUGAGCUAUGCAUAUGUAGCUCGUUCUCUCCGCGCUUAUUGUAUGUACGAUGCUCACCGGCUAGUUCUUACCACAGUAGGCUUACUGCUCUUUCUACCCACGUGUGCUGGUACCUACACUCUCACUACGUUGGUACAGGCCAAGAUCCAGCAAGCCACCAUCCAUCACAGACGAAACCCUACAAAGGCAGAGCCGUACAUGCUAGAUGCAAUAUUUAAACGGCAAAGCUGUAACAGCUCAAAUGUUGGAAUCAAGGUUCAAGAGUUUCUUAGUAGAUCCAUUUCCCGAGAGCUUAAGAAUUUAGAGUACCUAUGUACUAUGUAUCAGCACCAAGGCCUUUCCCACCCCUUUACAACUUUACACUCCUGACCUGCAUACUACAUACAUACCUAACUUACGUACCUGCCAUUUAGUACAUGCACGUCCGGCAACACUUCAGCCCAUGGAAACUAGUGUGGUCUGGAGAAA
Messenger RNA from Hypoxylon fragiforme, 505 nucleotides. RefSeq lists its product as uncharacterized. The record is from RefSeq and is a predicted model, not a curated record. The transcript has 4 exons. The coding region runs from base 80 to 406 and encodes 108 amino acids. Lineage: Eukaryota; Fungi; Ascomycota; Sordariomycetes; Xylariales; Hypoxylaceae.